Molecule: messenger RNA, 9265 nt
Organism: Harpia harpyja (harpy eagle)
Lineage: Eukaryota; Metazoa; Chordata; Aves; Accipitriformes; Accipitridae
Gene: RAB27A
Product: RAB27A, member RAS oncogene family
Exons: 8
Coding region: 6345-7010 (221 amino acids)
Biological process (GO): melanosome transport; positive regulation of exocytosis
Cellular component (GO): melanosome; secretory granule
Molecular function (GO): GTPase activity; GTP binding
Source: RefSeq, a predicted model, not a curated record
CUUUAUGCAUUAGUGCAUGUGACCCAAAAUACAGGUAUCACAUUAGAUUCUAGUCCUGCUGGUAUCAUCCGUUUGCAACAGAGUGUUUCUCAUCCAAAACUUUAAGGUCCUGUGCACUUAACAGCGCAUACUCUGCUGACUUUCUCCUCCAACAAUGAUUCAACUUGACAGGUCUUUUCUGCUGGGGCAUGAACUGUCUGGCUAUACUUAAUUUUUCCAUAUUCUUUCUUGCAUCAGAAUAGUGUCAGGAUAGACAUCUCUGUACAGAGAUGGUGUCACACAAGUUUAAAGACAGUACUGUCUGAAUUUGAUUGUAUUUCUUCUGAAUUUGGUAGCAAAACUCUCAUAAUUUUAGUUUGGAUAAAUGUAGCCCUAAGUUGGAGUUGUUGAAGUAGUAGUUUUUUUAAUGUUCUUUAGCUAUGAAGUAGAAGAGGUGACUAUAAAUCUUUUUUUAAUAGUUUUCUAGAAUUGUUGGUUUGGAUAUAGCACUCAACGCACAGGACAGGGCCUGAGAUCCUGCACUGUGUCAGCAGAAGCAAGCUUUGGAAGACCUAUGAAAAGAGUGUGCUGCAAAAGCAGAAUCAUGCUUUCUACUAGGUUUAAAAACAAAACAAACCACAACCCCCCCCCAAAAUUUGAACUGCUAACACAGUGAAACUCAACUAGUUUUUAUUCUGUUAACUUUUUAUUUUUAAUAACAGAUGUGCUUAAAUUUUAUUUGCUUUUAAAGAGAAAAUGUCUUUAAAUCUAAAUUGAAAGUAAAUGUAAAUGGAGUGAUUGUGGCAGUAUGUGCUGCGGCUAGUCUGGAGCAAUGCAUAUACAACUUGGCCAGCUAGUGGCUACCCCUUACAGAACUGAAAAACUGUAACUGCCAGCUUUCAGUGGAGGCAUGCAUCUCACUCCUUUCUUUAUCCAGCUGCCAGUUUUUCACAAAGUGUAUAGGAACUUCAUAGCUUUGUGGCUGCUUCUGCUCUGUGAAGGGGUGUUAAAACUGAUCAACAGAUUUAAAUGUUUGGAUAGAAGGCAGAAAUUAGAGAAAUUCAAUGUCUCUGCCCCUUUCUGUAAUAAGCUUUGUAUCCUUAGGAAAAUGUCCUCAUUUCAGCUUUGUUUUUCGCAUUGCAAAUUUGGAGCUUUGCUCCAAGAGGUCCUUAUUGCAUUCGCAGUGUGGUGUGUUGAGCCUUAGGGAGUUUAUCUUCAGCCUAGCAUCCUGAGGGAUCACAAGGAAUGGGAGCAGUAACAUUUUUCUUAACUGGGAGUUGCGCAGGGAGUGGCAUAGGGCCAAUGGAACUGAAAGACCUACUUUGGUAAUGUACUCCAGAACCACCACCUUUACAAGCCCACCCAUUCCUCUCGCACACUCUGAAGGAAGUAAGAUCAACCAGUCAAGUUGGUCAUACUUAAUGUAGGGAGUCACUGAAUAAAUGUGGAAAUGAAGGAGCUCUAGUGUUAAUGAUGUUCAUGGUUUAAGAAAUGUAGAGGAGAAAAAGAGGCAUCACAGGUGUUUAGUAAGGUUUCAUAUGCUUCAUUGCAUGGAAGAUCAAACAAUAAUACAGGACAAAAGGAAUACUUUUCUGUAGCUCAGAAGAGGUGUGCUUCUAUACCUGCCAAAUAGUGCAAAUAACUACCCUUUCAAUUUUUCCUCCUGAGAGCAAAUGUAAAGUGGAAAAGACACUAUUGUCAGCUUAUGGGGAAAAUGAAGGACCAUUUGUCCUAUUAAGUAGAUUUACAAAAGAUGUGAAUGGGAUCUUCUUGUGCUGGAAAGAAAGCCCAGCUGUGUCCAAAUUGGAACUCUGCUGAGAUCCGUUUUAAAAAGCAGUGUCUUUUACUUGGCAAUGACAUUGGAUCGGGUAGUGCAAAGAACAAAUGCGUAUUGGUUAAGCUUAAGCAUGAAUAAAAAUAUCAAAGCAACUUUCAAAACUAUAUUAAUGUGACAGGAUUGUAAACCACUGAAAAUCCUUUCUAAGGAAGCUGUAGUGCACAUGUUCCUUUACAUUGGUACAACAGCUUCCUGUAAAGCUACUACGGUUUUUAAUUAAAAAAAUACACUUAGUCAUCAACACUUUUAAUAUGUAGAUAAAGGUCAUUGAUCUAAAAUGAGAUUAGUAGUUCUUCAAACUGAAGAUAGAGACAUUGGAUUAUUAGCGUGGUUUUACAGCUUCUUACCAAAAUGCCGGGUCGCUUCUAUCUGCAUGCAUUACUGUUCUAGGUGCUCUCUCUUCAUGCAGUCAGGCACCCACUUGGUAGAUUUUCUAAAACGUGGAACCAGCGUCUCACAGAAGAGGUGUAGCAUGUCGAGUAAUUCAUCCAUCUUUAGGUUAAAUAUUCCUCUUCUAAGUACAGAUGAUGUAAUCUGAAGAGUGUGAAUGUUGCCAAAAUACUUUCCUACAUGCAAAAGGAUCAAAUUUGUUCAUUUCAGUCAAAAUGAAUAAUCAUGUUUGUUCUUGCACUAAUACAUUUUAUUGCCGUUUUAAAUACAGAACUUUUUAUUCACCAUUUCUUGGUGUCUUACCACCCUAUACCUGGACGCUAUAUUUUUUUCUAUUAUCUCCUUUCUAAUAUUUCAGAACUGUAAUAAGAGAGAGCGUGCCUGAUUCAGGAAUUUAAAAUGUUUUUUCUUUCCCUUUUCAUUCAGAUCUGGAGCAAGCACCUACACUCUUGGCUUUGCCUCAGGAUAAACUGUGCCUACACUGACAUUAAUAGAAAGUGAUGUGGAGGCAGUAAACUCGCAGUUCAACAGAAUUGACAAAUCAAUUAGAUCUGCUUGUUUGUAAUUUUACUAGUCUUUUCUGAAAUACUAACAGGUUCUUCAAAUGCAAGCAAAUUUUAUUUCAGGAAGCAAACUUCUGAUGUUUUUCUUGUGAAAAAGAUGACAAGAGUUUGGUCUAUAAAGUUUUCUGAAGUGCUGAUGUUGAGUGCCUAAUUGCUAGGAAGGAUUCCUGUCUGUAGGCAGCGUGAUGUUUCAUGAUAAAAAAAUUGAUGCUUUUGAUUUGUUGAUUAUUUUAGUGCUAACUUUUUCUUAUUCUUGAAGAGACCCUGGUUACUCUUGGAAGUUAGUAAUUUAGAGCUUCUCUUGGAGGGGAUUAUUUUUAAGAAACUCUUUUCUGUGUAAAAUGCUACUGACCUUAAACAUACCAAUACUUAUCUCUUACAAUGCUAAAAGAAAGCUCUGUCACCAUUACUAGAAACUGCCUAGAUUGGCUUGUAGUUGAAAGAACAAAACAUGAAAGUUUUACUUUAAUCUGUAGUAUUACUAAAUAUUUAGCAGAUGUGCCUUUUGGGUAGCAGGGAAGGACUGCCUGACCUACUUUCAUUUUAAUCACUGAAGGGUUAUUUAAUGAUUAAUUUCUGGUGUGAAAGCUGAUCUACUGAGUUUGGGUUGUCUUCUUUCUUUUUUUCUUGAAGGAUAUUGGUGAGAGGAAAGCAGAAAAAAUCAAUAUAAAGGAUUUUGUCUCCUCCUUUCAGGUCUUUUUAGCUCUCUCCUGAGGUAUUGGGAUGUUACUGCAUUUAUGGACUGCUGCGGCAGUAAGUAGCAAGCUCAUUCACACGACAGCUGGUCAAUUUUCCUUUGCAGCGCAUCCCAUCAGCCUCUCUAAUUUUUUCCAGAGUGUCUUUUCAUGAGAAGGUGACUUUCUUCCAAGGAAAUAACUGCAAUUCUGUUUUACAGUUGUAGGAAUCUGCCUGUACCAAUUAAUACAUUCAUAUUUUUCCUAUUUACUUUUUUCUCAUCUCUUCUUUUUGUUUAUUGUAGGGUAUUUCUCUCACUGUGAAACAGUUGCUGUAUAGCAUGUUCUCUGGCUUUUCUUGAAGUUUGCCACCACAUAUGUGAAUCAGUUCAUAGGCAGUGUGUCCCAGUGGCUGCUUUUUCCCCUCUUGCAUUUUUCAAGUUUCGUCUUUGAUUGCCAGUAGAGGUUUUGUGGCACAGAUAGGACUUGUGGAUGCUAACAAGUAACAUUACCCUUGGCUGUCUGCUGGUUGGUUUUCAUUCCAUAGACUUGCAGGUCAUCUGUUGAAUGCAUGUGUGAAAACUAUGGCUGUUGGUAACGGCGUAGUGAAUUUUUAGUGCGUGUUCAAAAAAGCCAUUCACUUCAGAGUGCGGAAGAGGAGACCACCAACAAAAUUGGGUAAUUGAGGAUUGGGGAGAGUGGAGGCAGUUGACACUGAUGUUAAGCACAGCUUUUGGCUUUGAAAACAGUGAUGAGUUGUGCUGUAGCAUCUGAAAUGGACUGUUGCUAGAUCUUCUUCUUCCCCUAUUUCUGUCUCCAGUGGCAGUUGUCUUAAUUUCUGCAAGAACCGUAGUCAGACAGGUAACAAUCCAGCAUUUUCUUCUAGAGGAAACACCUGCCACAGGACAGUUUGGACACUUGCAGCUUUUCUCAAGAGCAUGGAAUGUAUGAAGGCAAACGAUAGUUGUGAUGAAGAAUGUUCCACACCGUCCACUGUGUUUGACUCUCCUCAAAUUUCUUCCUAAAUUCCUUGGCCUGUAUAGCAUAGAUAAUUUUUACAAGGCGGCCAUAAAUUCCAUGCAUUCAGGUCAUCUUGUUUAUACAACCUGUUCAUAAAAUUUGUUCAUGAAAACUGUGGGAAGAUUUAAUAACUAAAUAGGUGGCCAUUCCUUUGUAGAGCUGUAGCUUCAAAAGUAGAUUUCAUAGUUUCAGGACUUUACUGGUGUAAUUUUGAUCCCCUACAUAAACUUAGAAAACGUCCAAGCUCUUAAAACCCCCUAAGAUUUGGGUAGCAGCGAGAGGAAGGCUUACCUUGGGCUGGCUGCAGUGGUUCCUGUUCCAGCUGCUGCUGUACCAUUUGCUUGUUUCCUGCCACUGCAGUAAGGUUGGCUCAGCUGUUUGUGCAGCAUUUGCUGAGACACUGCGAAUGUGUUUAUUUAAAAACAGAUACUUUAAAUAACCAAACAUUGAUGUCCUCCCAGUUUGUAAACUGGAGCCCUCUGUUUUAGUACUAGCUCUGCAGUGUGAAAUCAAUGUAACUUCACCCUCAGAAAAUAAACUUUAUUUCAGCUGUACCUUCCUAGCAAAGUCUUACUGUUUUGGAUAAAACCCUUUCCUGGAAGGAGGAAGUGGAAAUUGCUUGGUAUUCCUCACACCAGGUUGGUAAGAGGAAAGUUAAGAAGCUUCGUUUCGUCCUGAAAUCAAAAGCUGAAGUCUGGAAAUUAUGAAUUGCUUUCCCCUUAAAGAUGGCAAAAAUCUUACUGUGUGGAAGGGCUUGAACUCCGUUUACAUUGCUGUUUGAGACUUCCAGACAGGCAGUUUGUGUUCAGUGUGUGUAGCUACCCCCCAGCGCUGUUUGCAAACAGCACCAUGGCAAAAGAGUUGUUGCUUUGUCUGUCAACACUUCUUACCCUGUUCCUCCUUCUGCGCUCUGGAGCAGUUACCAGAAAUUCUUGGGUGCUUGUGGUCUGAAUAUUUCUUCACAGUAAGCAAAUGUGCUGGUAUCGAUCAGGGAAGCAGUUAAAGAUUAAAAGUGUUCACGUUGCUGAAAAUUGAACACAAACGUUUUUAUUGCAUGUGGGAGCAAAAAAGGGAAUUCUGUAUUCUUCUGAAACUGUGGUGAAAUUUAUAGGAGAUUGGAAUGAGCCAAGAAUGGGUAGAGUUUUAAAAAUUAUAACCUGUAACAAAAUGUCAAAGAAAUGGAUUUUAGUUAAAUCUGGAAAAAUGCUAAGGCAGGGCAUGAAAAAGUGUUCCAUCACAGAUAGUUGUUUGCCAACUCUGUAUAACAGAACUUAGAUGUUUACUGGGGGAGGGGCAAUAACAAUUGCCUUGAUUUGUGGGAAAGGAGGCAAGGUAAUUGAGACAAGUGAAUUAAGGGGCUUGUGGAGUUGUUUUCGUUACCGGUAGAUGAAUGCAUUAUGGAUACAUUAAAUUUUGUAGCAGGCCGUCUGCAGCACUUCUUAAAUGAUAAGGCUGGAGAGUAGCCUUAGAAACCUUUUUAAUUUCCUUUUUCACUUCUCUGCUCUUGAAGCACUGUUGAGGAAAGAAACUGAGGCAAGAAAGGGUUGUGCAAGGCAACCUGUCUUCUGUAAAAGCUCACAUCUGCUAAAUCUUACGUGGAUUGAGGGGGAGGCUUGAAGAUUUAGCUGCAGUGGUUCAGAAAGUUUCUGGCAACAUCUUUACUCUGGUCUUUUGUUGGAGCUUGUUGCCAUCGGAAGUGGUUCAGCAGAAGGGGCUGGAUGCGGGAUGCCCACAAAGACCCAGGUGAGAAAUGGCUCUUUUUGCAUGACUAUGGUAUUCAAGAGAUCUGAACUGUGUCAGGAAACUUGUCACUGAAGUACUCUUGGAAAACUACAGAUCCUUUUGCAGCUGUUAAGCAGAGGUGUCUCCUGAAUUCUCACUAUGUCUGAUGGGGACUAUGAUUACCUCAUAAAAUUUCUAGCACUUGGUGAUUCUGGCGUAGGAAAGACCAGCCUUCUUUACCAAUAUACGGAUGGCAAAUUCAAUUCCAAAUUUAUCACAACGGUGGGCAUUGACUUUCGGGAAAAGAGAGUGGUGUAUAGACCCAAUGGGCCAGAUGGCGUUGGUGGCAGAGGACAGAGGAUACAUCUUCAGCUCUGGGAUACUGCAGGGCAGGAAAGGUUUCGUAGCUUGACAACGGCUUUCUUCAGAGAUGCCAUGGGGUUUCUUUUACUCUUUGAUCUGACAAAUGAGCAAAGCUUUCUGAAUGUCAGGAACUGGAUAAGUCAGCUACAAAUGCAUGCAUAUUGUGAAAACCCUGACAUUGUAUUAUGUGGAAACAAGAGUGAUCUGGAAGACCAAAGAAUGGUGAAAGAAGAAGAGGCUAAGGAACUUGCAGAAAAAUACGGAAUACCGUAUUUUGAAACUAGUGCAGCUAAUGGGAAUAAUGUAAGCAAAGCCAUUGAAACUCUGCUUGACCUCAUUAUGAAGCGCAUGGAACGGUGUGUGGAUAAAUCCUGGAUCCCAGAAGGGGUAGUGCGCUCCAAUGGGCUCAGCUCUACAGAACAACUGAACGAGGAGCAAGAAAAAGGCAAAUGUGGCUGCUAACUCAGUUACAAUUAUGUUUAAUAUAUAUGAUAAAGUAUGAUAAAGUUGCAGCUUAACUGUUUAACUUAUGGACAAAUCACACUGUAGUUAUUUAAUGAGCUAUAUUAAUUCUUUAUACUAAUUUUUGGUUUUUUCCUGUCAAACAACAUUGACCUUUGCUUGCAAGGUAUGCGGUUUAUUAGUGGUGGGACAGAAGAUUAAUUUGGUGUAGCACUGGGUAUUCCUCUAAUUCUCUACUUUGGAGGGAGGGAGAGGAAUUUUCAUUACCAAAUUUAGAAACAUCUCUCUGUGUGGGCAAUGAGAAAGGGUAGGCUCCUGAACUGAAGGAUUUUCAAUUGCCCUGUGAAGGCUCCAUUAACUACACAGACUAGGCAUUUAGAUUAGAUAUUGUGACAGUUUUUAGUCUCUACUAACAGCAAGCUUACCAACGUGGUUCUUGGUUUUCAACAGAAACAUUUAAUCAUUUCAUCAAUCAAUAACACUCUUAAAGAGCAAAUCCUGUGUUUUCCACAAAAGCCUGCAAGUAGCUUUUCCUUGCUCUCUCAAACCAUUGGUUUUUAGUGAUGAAAACCAAAAGAAAGCUAUUGUAUCUAGAAUAAAAAACUACAGAGAAGCACAGGGGUGCAUAUGUAGAGCACUUUGGGUAUGUCAUGAAAUUGAACGUGUAAACUACAACUGUACUAUGUAAAAUAUAUCCAACACAGGCUAUGAGACCUCCUGACAUCAUUUGAAUUUCUAGAACAUGAAUUUACAUGUAUUUGUAUUUAAAUGGCAUAACUGUACAUCUGUUGUUAUGUUUCUUUUACGUUACCACUCGUUUUAACAGGAACAUAGGGCAACCUAGAUGUCAGCAAAAUUUCAUCGGAGCUAGUGCUUUGCACUGAAUUUGUUUUAUCAAACACAGAUUUGCAAUGUUUCUUUAAAUUUGGAUUGAAAAAUGAAUGAUGAUUGUCUUCUGGUGAGAUACAGCUAAGACACCAGUUCUGUCUAGAUCAGUAUUUCUAUAAAUUUAUGCUGCUUAUUUUAUUCUGCCAACCUUUGUGUCCUGUACAUCUUGGUUAUCAUAUAUUCAUUUAUGGCUUGUUCACUUCCUUUAGGGUGUAUUUAAAAAAGAAUAGAGUUGCUUUUCUUUUUCCCCCUCUACGGAUCACAUAAAUGUCAAUUUUUGUUUCAGUGGAUCAUGUUACUCUUUGAUCAUUUUUAUUUAUUCAUACAACCUAAGGAACAAUCAGUAUUUUUGGGGUCUUUUUUCCAGACUGGUUUAUAAAAUGUGCCUACCAAACUGUUUUCUACCCUGGCAGAGGUUGUAUAACUGUAAAGUAUUGCCAAUUAAAGUCAUAACAUGCCAAAUUGAGUCUUGUUACAGACUUCCCACAGCAGUUUGUUUACAAAACUCCAAAGCUAUUACUUCUUUAGAAAUUAUGUAUUUAUUUAUGUAAAUAUUCUAACUACUGCAGUUUCAGGCAAGCAUUGAUACCAGUUGUGAAUGUGAAUUGCAGCAUAACAAAUUUUUUGAAGGACCAAAAAUGUUUCUAGAAUAGGAGCUAAUAAACCCCCCCCCCAUAUAUAUUUGAUGUAGCCUCUGGUUAUAUUAAUAAUACAAGAAUAAGUGUUAAAACUUGAUUCUUAAAAUAUUUUACAAAGUAAUGCAUUGUUCUUUAACAAACACAACAUGUAAAUAUUAGAUUUUUAUCACAGCCUACACAGAAUAUUUUUAAAGUGCAAUAUAAUUUCACUGCUCUGGGGCUAGGACAGAGAUUAAAGCAAUUUACAUUGAAUAAAUAUAGGGGUUUUUUUCCUACUAUACAAUACCAAGAUUCUAAAAUGCUUGUGGACCGGAGUUACUGUAGUUUAACUCAGAGUGCCUUUUGAAGUUACCAUCGUGUUUCUGACCAGUAGAGUAUCAAACUGUACUGUAGGACACAAUACAUUUCAAUGUACUUCAGUGUCUGAAUUUCUUUUAAUGUAACUCUUUGCUUUUCAGAGGGUUGCAUUGGAACUUUGUCAUGCAUUAUCUUUAAUGGAAGUUUUUAUGCUUAUAGCUCCAUCCGGUUCCUGAAAACGUUAAGGAUUAUUGCAACUAACUACUGAGCUAAGUGACUACUGAAAUGCUGUAAAAAUAUUUCCUCUUGAAUAAUUAUGUUUAGAUUGGAUAUUAAAUACUGAAACUGUCAUAUUUUUGUCAUGCAUAUUAUAUGUAACUAUUUACUGUAUAAAGAGUCUACAUAAAAUUGCUUUGAUGUCAGCCUUUGAAA